Volvox carteri f. nagariensis is the source of this 1173-nucleotide messenger RNA. It is a transcript of the gene phV22, whose product is annotated as extracellular matrix glycoprotein pherophorin-V22. The transcript is spliced from 7 exons. The record is from RefSeq and is a predicted model, not a curated record. Lineage: Eukaryota; Viridiplantae; Chlorophyta; Chlorophyceae; Chlamydomonadales; Volvocaceae. The coding region runs from base 1 to 1173 and encodes 390 amino acids.
AUGCGACUCCAGCAGCGAGUAUUUCUUUUCGUGGCGCUUGUGAUAUGGGCCGGGUUCGCACAGAUCUCGGAAGCGGCCCCAGCGGGGAUUAUUAAUCCAGAAUUCCCGUACUGCAAGUGCAAAGCAGCCCCCUCCGCUUACAAGCUCGAUAACAACGCUCGUUUUCAAGGCAACAACACUUACUGCUUUACGGUUGACACGAAGGCUGAGUGCCAUGUUCCGGGCGUGGUGAUGUCGGCCAGCCUCAACGGUGUCCGUACCCAGCGGAGACCCACCUUGGAACGUGCGCCGCAGCAAAGCACUAAUCGCUCCGCCAUCCUGAAGCUCACCGCGUUGGGCCUCAACCUCGCCAACACUGACGGUGCUGAGAUCUGCAUCACCCUCGGCACGAACAGGGCCGGCAGCGGCUGCACCACUAUGGAGCAAUUUACCUCCGCCAACGUCGACGUCACCACUGCCGCCGCCUGCUUUUCCGCAUCCCCUACCUCCUACACCGCCACCACCGCCACCGUCGCUAUCGUUCACGUCGCUACCACCAUCACCGCCACAGUCGGCAUGCGCUACUUUAUCAACCACACUGUCGAAGUUAAUAUCGGUGGCGGCCUCGGAGAUGAUCCACAUAUCUGCUUUACCGGCAACGCAAGGGCAGUCUGCAAUGACCUGGUGUCUUUCCCGUCUUGCAAUUGCACAAGAUUGGAACGCGCGGCACCGCUUGAGGCUGUGCCCCGUUAUACGACUCGGCCAGGCCGGAAGUCUUCUACUGCUCUGCACUGCUUCUCAUUUCCAAAAUUUGAUGCGGAGGAGGCGGCGGCGUCCUGCGCCAACUUCACCACCUUGCACAAGAUUGAGUUCUGGGCCAACGAGACUCUGCGGCGUCACCUGAAAUACAUUGGUGUCAGACCCGGCGACGCCCGUGACAUGACGUUCCGAAGUCCAUCGUGGGGCCCGACUGGCAGCAACACUGCAAAGGCGACGUCUCUGGACUGGACAUUUCAACAGGCGUACGGCGCCGAGAUUUGCCUGGAGCUUCAGAGCAACAUUUUGCUCAACGAGUUCUGCCAGGGUCCCAGGUUCAAUUACUGCUAUUUGGCUAUCCUUGACAUGGCUUCAAAGUGUUGCCCUAUCUACGCUGUUGCCAUAACUGAUGAUGCCCUGCUGGGGAGUUCGAAAUGA